CAUUCACUUGUUGAGACGAUAAUGCCCCUGGGGUGGGCCGAACUGUCUUGCGUGACUGGAGUUCAGCGUGCCCUGCUCUUCUCCCAAACCACGGAAAGGGAUGUGACGGCUGUGACUGUUCCCAAACUACAGCCCAGGAGUGAAAACGGGCGACACGGAGAUGGAGGUGGGAGCUGUUAAUUGGAACCUUACGUGGUAUCUGGGUCGUGUCCGUCGGUGGAGCCCGCCUGGGCAAAACGUUCCAGGAGGCACAGUGGCAUGUGGGCACCUCUGGGCCCGGGACGCAGCUCCACCUCCUCCGUCAGGGUGCGUUCGCAUUUCCCCGCUUUUGAGAGGAGAUAAUGACACCCUCGGUGGCCUCCACCCGCCCGGGUCCUUAUCGGCGGCCCCAGACCCUGCUUGAGCGCCACUCGGUGUCGCGGGCCCCCGCAGGCACUAGAAGUCCCGAACCCUGAUGUGGACGCGGGUGCGCCGUAGCUCCGCUCCGCUGGGGACACUACGCUCCGGAGGCAUCCGGAGACCGGAGGCGAGGGGUGGAGCGGCGCGUGCGCACAAGGGAGCCGCGGGAAGUUCGAAAUUGACGGGCAGGGCGGCAGGGCCCGGGGGCAUCCCGGGCAUGGCCGCGGCGGCCGGCCUGGCGCGGCGGCUGCGGGCAGCGCUGCGGGAGGAGGAGCCGCGGGCCGUGGAAGAACUGCUGCGCCGCGGCGCGGACCCCAACCUGGUGCUCGCGGAUGGCGUGGCAGCCAUGCACCUGGCGGCCAGAGCCCGGCACUCGCGCGGUCUGCGCUGCCUGGAGGCCCUACUGCACCGGGGCGGGGAUGCUAACGCUCGAUCGGUCGAGGCGCUCACGCCGCUGCACGUGGCUGCCGCCUGGGGCUGUCGCCGCGGCCUGGAGCUGCUGCUGGGCCAUGGAGCGGACCCGACGCUGAGAGACCAGGACGGACUCGGGCCGCUGGACCUGGCGGAGCUGCAGGGGCACCAGGAUUGCGCACACGUCCUUCGGGAACUCCAGACUCGGACGAAGACAUCGACCCGGACCCGGGCAGAGAGCCAGGAGCCUGAGCCUGAGCCCGAGCCUGGCGGCCCAAACCCCUGGGGAAAGGGGCUGGACGCCAGCCCCUCUGGACUUCCCAGUGUGACGCUGGGCUUCAUAGCACUGGGCAGAAGUGAUGGCAGGGACACAGGCCUGGAAGCUGGCCCCAGACUCCCCCGCCACCUGGCCCGCCCUGAGAUUGCUGACAAGGAUAGCAGCUUGGAGUACCCCCCAGGACAGUGCGACUGCAGCUCAGAUGCCUCCUUUGUCACUGCGAUUGAAGCUUCUGGAACUGAAGACCCAGCCCCGCACACCUCCUCCUGGGCUAGGUCAUCUCCCCAGACCAAGCAGAGACUCAUGCCUACUAUUCGACCUUCCCAGAGGACGCCGAGGUCCCCAGGUACCCCACAGCUGGUACAUCGAGCUGCUGCGGCAGACAGGGAGGCAGAACUAAAUACCUGUCUGCAGGCCCUGACUCUGACUUCGCCAGAUGCCUCCCCCUCCCCCCUAGCCCUCCCCGAUGGGAGCCCUGCGCAGAGCCCCCCUCGGGAGCCACUGCCUGGACUCCCCCAUGUUCACUUCCUAAAAGACGAAGAGUUGUCCCCCGACAGUGAUGUGGCUGCCCUCUGGCUGACAGAGGAUGAGGCGAGCUCCACAGGUGGCAGGGACCCUGCCCCCUCUCACUGGUGCCCUCCAGUCCCUGCCAUGACGGACCUGGAGAUACUUCGAGGGCUCCGAGCACUUGGCAAGAACCCUGGCCCCAUCACACCCUUCACUCGGACGUACCACCUCCGACGGCUGGAAGAAGCCCGUGCUGCUCCUGGCUCAGACUUUUCAGGGCACAGCCCAGAGCUGGCCGAAGCCCUGCGGACAGGCUGUAUCCCAGAUGCCCAGGCAGAUGAGGAUGUGCUUGCCCAGCAGUUUGAGCGGCCGGACCCCAAGAGAAGGUGGAGGGAGGGGGUCGUGAAGUCCAGCUUCACGUAUCUACUGCUGGACCCCAGGGAGACUCAGGACCUGCCAGGCCGAGCCUUCUCACUGACCCCAGCUGAACGCCUUCGGACUUUUGUCCAUGCCAUCUUCUAUGUGGGGAAAGGGACACGGGCCCGGCCAGAUGUCCACCUCUGGGAGGCCCUCAGCCACCGUCGACAGCCAAGAAAGCAGGCCUGCCCCAAAGUGCGCCAGAUCUUGGACAUCUGGGCCAGUGGUCGUGGUGUUGUCUCCCUGCAUUGCUUCCAACAUGUGGUUGCUGUGGAGGCUUAUACUCGAGAGGCGUGUCUUGUGGAUGCUCUAGGCAUCCAGACACUGACCAACCAGAGACAAGGACACUGCUAUGGAGUGGUGGCAAGCUGGCCACCCACCCGGCGACGCCGCUUGGGGGUGCAUCUGCUGCACCGCGCCCUCCUUGUCUUCUUGGCCGAGGGUGAGCGAGAGCUGCGGCCCCAGGACAUCCAGGCCCGCGGCAGAGUACUGGGGACUUGACCGUCCAGCCUAGGUAGAGAUCGGGGUGUUUGAAUGCUUCAGCUGCCCCAUGCUGACAUCAGCCCCCCAUCUCCAGAAGGCAGCCCAGAGGGUGGGGGGGGGCAGGCAGCAUGGCAUAUCCCCCCCUCAAGCUGAGGGAGGACUUUGUUACAGAUGGACCUGCUGGAGAGGUAAUGAGCUUCCUGUCAUGGGAGGAGGACAAAUAGGGAAGCAGAAGUUCUUUGGAAUGUUCUAGUGCUUCCGAACAUGCUAACGCUUUGGCAGUUUG
This is a messenger RNA of Felis catus (domestic cat), 2780 nucleotides long. It is a transcript of the gene ANKLE1, whose product is annotated as ankyrin repeat and LEM domain containing 1. Gene Ontology annotation, molecular function: endonuclease activity; protein binding. Bases 455 to 2512 code for a protein of 685 amino acids. NCBI's taxonomy places the organism in Eukaryota, Metazoa, Chordata, Mammalia, Carnivora, Felidae. The record is from RefSeq and is a predicted model, not a curated record. The transcript has 10 exons.